Rangifer tarandus platyrhynchus (Svalbard reindeer) is the source of this 324-nucleotide messenger RNA. NCBI's taxonomy places the organism in Eukaryota, Metazoa, Chordata, Mammalia, Artiodactyla, Cervidae. The record is from the annotation of a GenBank genome assembly.
AUGAGCACCUCGCCCUCUCCCAGGUUUCGGCACCAAGAAUGUAAGGUACAGUUCAGCCAGAGAGACAGCGCCCUGAGCCCCCCAGGCAGCCCCCGCCUCAGCAGAGCCUCGGGCCCGGCCCGCCACCCUCUGGAUACUCGUGCCCCGGCCACACUGUCACUCAGCUCCUCCCUCCGGCAGCUCCCUCGUCAGGUCCCAGGCCACCUCCCCGGCCUCCUUCACAGGCGCAUGGGGAUCCGCAACCCCUCGUCAGGGCUCUUGGGCUCUCAGCGUGCAGCUGCCAAGGGUCGUUUCCCAGAAGAGGUGGAAAUUAGUGUCUCCUGA